AUGGGAGAUAAGGUACGGUGGCCAAAAGAGAUGUGGUCAAACCCAAACAGACGUAAUCCGGAUCAUUGGUGCGAAUUUCACAAUGACCAUGGCCAUAAAACGUCAGAAUGUAGAUUUUUACAAAGCGAGGUUGAUCAUUUGUUGAAGCAAGGUUAUCUCAAGGAACUAUUUAGUGAAAAAGGAAAACAAGCUUAUAUGAAAAAUAGACAAGAGCCACCAAAACCACCUUCAUCCAAGAGGGUCGUAAACGUUAUCAGUGGAGGAGAAGAUAUAUAUUGUGUAACUUAUACAACCUCUAACAAGGUUUCUAAAAUGACGAUCACACAUGGCAAACGAGUACGUCAAACCUUGGAGGAGGAAAGUAGUGCCGUAAAUAUCAUUCUAUUGAGAGUGUUACGUGAAAUGCAAGCUGAAGAUAGGAUGGUGCCAAAAGCACAUGCUCUAUCAGGCUUUGACAAUUCAAGCGUGAUAACAAAAGUUGGAGCUGUUGGAGACCAAACUUUAACUGAAGCAACAGAUUUAUAUUCGAGACCCGAUGUAAUUAAGGAACCUGAAGAAAACGAGAACAUCAAAACAACAAUUGAAGAACUCGAAGCUGUUGUGUUAUUCAAGCAAUGGCCAGAUAAAAAAGUUUACAUCGGGGCCAAUUUAAAUCUCGACAUGCGAGGUUUUCUUAUUUCUAAUUGUGGAAUUGAAGUGAAUCCUUCCCAGAUUAAAGCAAUUGAAGAAAUACCUGACAUUCUUACUAGCAAGAAGGAUUUUCAAAGGUUAACAGGAAGGAUAGCAGCUUUGGGAAGAUUCAUCUCAAAGUCAUCAGAAAAAUGUUUCAGAUUUUUCUCCGCACUUAAAAAGCAAGACCAUUUCGAAUGGAAUGAAGAUUGUCAACAAGCACUUCGAGAUUUGAAGGCUUACUUAUCAAAUCCACCUUUAUUGGCCAAACCCAAAGAGGGUGAAAAGCUACUCAUAUACCUGGUAGUAUCCGAAGUGGCAGUAAGUGCUGUUUUAGUACGUGAAGAUCAAGGUAAGCAAUCUCCAAUUUAUUAUAUAAGUAAAACCCUGUUAGAUGCAGAAACGAGAUAUCCGCAACUAGAAAAAUUAGCAUUAGCUCUCAUCAUGGCAUCUAGGAAACUUCGACCUUAUUUCCAAUGUCAUCCUAUUAUUGUUGUUACAACUUUUCCUUUAAGAAACAAAUUGCAUAAACAUGAAUUGUCAGGUAGAUUGGCAAAAUGGGCUAUAGAAUUAAGUGAGUAUGAAAUAAUCUAUCAACCUAGAACCGGUAUUAAAUCUCAAGUGCUCGCUGAUUUUGUAGCCGAUUUUAGUCAAAAUACACAUUUGGAAGCAGAAAAAGAGUUGCAAGUUUUUAACGGGGUUAAUCCGGGGACUUGGGUACUGUUUACUGAUGGCUCUUCUAAUAUAAAAGGAGCAGGUUUAGGAAUAGUCCUUAUACCACCUACAGGUGAAAUAAUUAGGCAGGCUAUAAAAUGUCAUCCUGUGACUAACAAUGAAGCAGAGUAUGAAGCAGUGAUUGCAGGAUUGGAGUUAGCAUUAGAGCUUGGAAUCAUGCAAAUUGUAAUCAAAAGCGAUUCACAUUUAGUGGUAAAUCAAGUACUGGGGACUUACGUAGCCAGAGAAGCUCGAAUGCAAGAAUACCUUGAAAAGGUACGAGAAUUAGUGAGGCAAUUUCAAACUUGGAAGGUGCUACAAAUCCCAAGGGAAGAGAAUUUGGAAGCUGACGCCUUAGCCAACCUCGCAUCUGCUGCAGAUAUAGCAAAAGAUUCGAAUGCUUCAAUUAUACAUCUGUAUCAUUCAGUUCUCGAACCUGAUAAGAACGAGGUAAAUUUUAGUCAUUUGACUUGGGGUUGGAGAAACGAAAUCGUGUCUUUUUUGCAGUACGGAAUCAUACCUGAUGACAAGGUAAAAGCCCACGCAUUAAGGAAGAAAGCUGCUCGAUACUGUUUACAUCAAGGAAAUUUAUAUCGCAAAAUGUUUGGUGGACCAUUAGCGCGGUGCCUCGGACCUGCUCAGACGGAAUAUGUCAUGAGAAAAGUACAUGAAGGACACUGUGGAAAUCACGCAGGUGGCAGAUCGUUGGUUAAAACACUAAUUCGAGCAGGGUAUUAUUGGCCCAAAAUGGAAGAAGAAGCGAUUGAUUUCAUAUCGAAGUGUGACAAGUGUCAAAGAUAUGCAAACAAUAUGCAUAGACCAGCGGAAUUAUUACACCCAGUCAUAGCUCCGUGGCCCUUCAUGAAAUGGGGAAUGGAUAUUGUAGGGCCAUUACCUCAAGCAAAAGGUCAGGUUUUCCAGUCUACAAAAGCAAUUAAUUCAGGAAAGUUAACUCCAACAUGGGAAGGCCCUUAUCGAAUUCGUGAAAUUGUUGGCAAAUGA
This is a messenger RNA of Nicotiana tabacum (common tobacco), 2385 nucleotides long. The record is from RefSeq and is a predicted model, not a curated record. Lineage: Eukaryota; Viridiplantae; Streptophyta; Magnoliopsida; Solanales; Solanaceae.